CCCUGGGCUGGCCCAUAUAAGCAGAGUGGCCAAGCCCCUGACAAUUCCCAGGAUGAGGGCUGCACCUCUCUCUCGGCUGGUCCUGGUGCUAUGGGCGAUGGGGACCCUGAUGGGGGCUGGGACCCCUGGAGAAGAAGCCUUGCCUGGGGAGCCUGCAGGCACUGGGGGUCUCAUCUUCCACCAAGACUGGGACUGGCCAGCCCCCCAGGGCUUGCCUCCAAGCAGUCAGCAAGACUCCCUGUGCCUGGUGACGCUGGUUGGUGGCAGCAACGGCAGCAGUGCCCCCCUACAGGUGAUGGGAGCCCUGAGGGGCUACGAGCAGGCCUUCCUGGAGGCCGUGCAUCGAGCCCACUGGGGACCUCGUGACCUGGCCACCUUUGGCGUCUGCACCCCUAGCCAUGAGCACGCUGCCCUGCCCCUUUUGCAGUGGCUUAGAGUGUGGCUGGGGGAGCCCCGGGGGCAGCGGCUGGUGGUCCUGCACCUGGAGGAAGUGAUCUGGGAGCCAACACCCUCACUGAGGUUCCAGGAGCCUCCAUCUGGAGAAAUCAGCCCCUCAGAGAUGGCGCUGCUGGUGCUGUACCCCGGGUCCGGCCCAGAGGUCACUGUAACAGGGGCCGGGCUGCUGGGCACCCAGAGUCUCUGCCUAUCCCGGGACACCGGCUACCUGACACUGGCAGUGGACCAUCCGGCGGGGGCCUGGCACGGCCUGGGUCUUGCCCUAACCCUGCGGCACCGCGAAAACGGCACCCCCCUGAGCACCGCGCAGCUGCAAGCCUUGCUGUUUGGCGCCGACCCCCGCUGCUUCACACGGAUGACCCCGCCGCAGUCCGACCGCAACCCGCGCUAUGGCAACCACGUGGUGUUGCUGCUCAAGAUGCAGGCCCGUGGGGCGGCUCUGGCGCGUCCACCCUGCUGCGUGCCCACGGCCUACGCGGGCAAGCUGCUCAUCACCCUGUCGGAGGAGCGCAUCAGCGCACACCACGUGCCCAACAUGGUGGCCACCGAGUGCGGCUGCCGGUAACUCCGCGGCGCCCCUGUCCAUAUUUAUUCGGACCCGAAUCAUCACCCCAAUAAAGACCACAAGCACACGG
This is a messenger RNA of Myotis brandtii (Brandt's bat), 1091 nucleotides long. RefSeq names its product anti-Mullerian hormone (gene AMH). The record is from RefSeq and is a predicted model, not a curated record. NCBI's taxonomy places the organism in Eukaryota, Metazoa, Chordata, Mammalia, Chiroptera, Vespertilionidae. Gene Ontology annotation, molecular function: growth factor activity. Bases 53 to 1021 code for a protein of 322 amino acids. The transcript is spliced from 5 exons. Gene Ontology annotation, biological process: gonad development; Mullerian duct regression.